Messenger RNA from Anneissia japonica, 569 nucleotides. RefSeq names its product medium-chain acyl-CoA ligase ACSF2, mitochondrial-like. Gene Ontology annotation, biological process: fatty acid metabolic process. The annotation marks the transcript as partial. Gene Ontology annotation, molecular function: medium-chain fatty acid-CoA ligase activity. The record is from RefSeq and is a predicted model, not a curated record. The transcript is spliced from 7 exons. Lineage: Eukaryota; Metazoa; Echinodermata; Crinoidea; Comatulida; Comatulidae.
AAAAUGAAAGGUGUACUGAUGUGCUCUUCUUAAUUACUUAUCUAUACGACAUGUUGAACUUCAAGGACAUCGGAGAAUAUGAUGUAACCUCUCUCGAUAUUUGUUUAACCGGAGGAUCAAACAUCCCUCCAAAAAUGGCGAAGGACUUUGAAGAAAAAUUUGCUUGCAAAAUACUGAUAGCGUAUGCUUCAACUGAAGUGAUGGUACCAUCCAUAAGCUCUCCGUUGGACCCAUUGGAUGCGCGGUGUUCUGGAGUUCGAAUAUUGCCAAAUGCAGAGAUACAAUUGGUUGAUGAUGACGGAAAGUGUGUACCUGUUAGCAGUAAUGGUGAAAUUUGGUGCCGCUGUUGUGGUAACUUUCAGAGAUACAUGGGGAAUGAUGAACAGACGAAAGCAGCUAAAUCGCCUCACGGGUGGUUUAAAACUGGUGACCUUGGUGUUUUUAACGCGGCUGGUGUCCUGUCAAUAGUCGGGAGAAAAAAGGAUAUGAUAAACAGGGGUACUGUAAAGAUUUUUCCCGCCGUCAUCGAGAAUGUUCUCUCACGACAUCCAUCUAUUGAGCAGGUUCAG